UGCCGGCCGUCCGCCAUGGGCAGCCCCGAGCGCCGCCGAGCUACGGGCAGGGGGCCCGGGAGCUCCCAGGAGCAGAGCACCGGUAGCGCCGCUGCGCGCAGCCUCCCGCGGCGGGCCUUGGGCUCGAUGGACCGGGGCAGACCGCCCGUGCAGCGGCCCUCACUGAGCCAACAGCGGGGCCAGCACAGCGAUUCUGCCGGCUCCCCGGUACAGAAAGCCCUGCGGGCACUCACGGUCCCGCUGGAGACGCUGCAGGUGCUGAAGGGCCACAUGAUGCAGGACAUGCGCAAGGGGCUGAGCCGCCAGAUGCAUGCGCAGGCCACCAUGCAGAUGCUGCCCACCUUCAUCUGCUCCAUGCCCGAUGGCACCGAGAAGGGUGACUUCCUGGUGGUGGAGCUGUGCCAGAACUAUGUCCGGACCCUCUGCGUAACCCUCUUGGGUGACGGGAACCAGAGACCUCAAGUGAUGUACAAGAUCUUUGACAUACCCAUGAACAUCACGCAGGGCAAGGGGCAAGCGCUCUUCAGCUUCAUUGCAAAGUGCUUGCACCAGUUCCUGGCUGGCCUCAGCAGCCUCCAGCGUCGCUUCCCCUUGGGCUUUGUCUUCCCCUUCAGCUGCAAGCAGACACAGCUGGACAAGGCAGAACUCAUCUCCUGGUCCAAGGGCUUCAAGUGCCCUGAUGUGGAGGGGAAGGAUGUUGUGCAGUUGCUGCAGUCAGCCAUCAACAAGGAAGAGCUCUAUGUGGAUGUUGUUGCUCUGAUGAACGACACUGUGGGCACCAUGAUGACCUCCAGCAAGGAUGAUAAGGCCUGUGAGAUUGCCAUCAUUGUAGACGUGGGCACCAACAGCUGCUUCAUGGCUGAGGCACAACUGGUCGAGAUGGUGGAGGAGACCAGUGGGAGGAUGUGUGUCAACACCGAGUGGGGCUGCUUCGGGGACGAUACCACCCUAAGGGGCAUCGUGACCACCUACGACCAGCGCGUGGACAAGGAAUCCUCCAACCCCGGGAAGAAGAGGUUUGAGAAGCUGGUGGGCAGCCUCUAUCUGGGGGAGAUCGUCCGGCACGUGCUGAUCGCCCUGGCUGCUGAGAAAGCGAUCUUCACUGGGAGCAACACCGGCAUCCUGAGGAACAAGGAUGUGCUCAAGACCCAUCACGUCCUGGAGAUCAUCAGCCACGAGGAUGGCAUGGCCAAGACGAGGAGCAUGCUGGAGUCUUUGGGACUGCAGCCGAGCGAGCGGGAUUGCUGCCGGGUGCAACAGGUCUGCCGGGUGGUGGUGAGCCGUUCUGCCACGCUCUGUGCCGCGGGGCUGGCUGCCAUCCUCACACACAUGUGCCAGAGCCGGGAGCUGGAGCAACUCUCGGUCAACAUCGGGGUGGAUGGCGAGUUGUACCGAGAUUACCCCAGGUUUGGGGAGAUCCUGCAGAGCGUGGCGGGGCUGCUGGCCCCGGAGUGCACGAUCACCCUCCUGCCCUCGGUGGAUGGGACCGGGCGCGGGGCAGCCAUGGUGACGGCGGUGGCUCUGCGCCUGGCGGAGCAGCGCCGGGAGGUGGAUCAGCUGCUGGCCCCUCUGCGGCUCAGCCUCUCCGAGCUGCAGCGCGUCCAGGCGCUCAUGAGACGGGAGAUGGACCUGGGGCUGCGCAAGGAGACCAAUGCCACAUCCUCUGUCCGCAUGCUGCCCACCUACGUCCGUGCCACGCCUGAUGGCACUGAGCGAGGGGAAUUCCUGGCGCUGGACCUGGGGGGAACCAACUUCCGGGUGCUGGUGGUGCGUGUGGCAGAGGACAGCAUCCGCAUGGCCAGCGAGAUCUAUGUCAUCCCCACCUCCGUCGUGCAGGGCACUGGUGUGGCGCUCUUCAACCACAUCAUUGAGUGCAUCAUGGACUUCCAGCUGAAGCAGGACCUGAUGGAGCAGACCCUGCCACUUGGCUUCACCUUCUCCUUCCCCUGCCAGCAGCUGGGCUUGGAUAAGGCAGUGCUGCUGAACUGGACCAAAGGCUUCAACGCCUCAGGCUGUGUGGGGCAGGACGUGGUCCAGCUGCUGCGGGAUGCUGCCCAGCGCAAAGAGAACUUUGCGCUGAAUGUGGUAGCUGUAGUCAACGACACGGUGGGAACCAUGAUGUCCUGCGGCUAUGACGACCCUAAAUGUGAAAUCGGCCUCAUCGUAGGGACAGGGACCAAUGCCUGCUACAUGGAGGAGAUGCGGAACGUGGGCACUGUGGAGGGGAAUGAUGGCCGCAUGUGCAUCAACAUGGAGUGGGGGGCCUUCGGGGACAACGGCUGCCUGGACCACAUCUUCACCACAUUCGACCGGAUGGUGGACGAGAAAACCAUCAACCCGGGCAAGCAGAGGUUCGAGAAGCUCAUCAGCGGCAUGUACCUGGGUGAGAUUGUGCGCUACAUCCUGCUGGCAAUGGUGGAGAAACGGGUCCUGUUCCAUGGGAAGCCCUGCCCCAAGCUCCAGACCAAGGACAUCUUCCAGACCAAGUUCCUCUCCACCAUUGAGAUCGAUGGGCUGGCCCUGCGGAAGGUGUUGGCCAUCCUGCGGGACCUGGAUCUGCACGCCAGCUUUGAGGACAGCGUGCUGGUGCGGGAGGUGUGCCAGACCGUGUCCCUGCGGGCGGCCCAGCUCUGCGCCGCCGGCGUGGCUGCUGUGGUGGAGAAGAUGCGGGAGAACCGGGGCCUGGACCAGCUGGUUGUCACCGUUGGGGUGGAUGGAACCUUGUACAAGAUGCACCCGCACUUCUCCCAGAACCUCCAGCAGACGCUGCAGGUCCUGGCACCCAAGUGCACCGUCACCUUCCUGCAGUCGGAGGAUGGCUCGGGGAAAGGGGCCGCGCUCGUGGCGGCCGUGGCCUGCCGCAAAGCUGGGCCCUAGGCACAGCCACCGCUGCCAUCACCCCAAUAAAGCGCUUUCCUCCCCACCUCUGCC
Neopsephotus bourkii (Bourke's parrot) is the source of this 2931-nucleotide messenger RNA. It is a transcript of the gene HK3, whose product is annotated as hexokinase 3. Gene Ontology annotation, molecular function: D-glucose binding; fructokinase activity; glucokinase activity. The transcript is spliced from 19 exons. The coding region runs from base 16 to 2877 and encodes 953 amino acids. Gene Ontology annotation, cellular component: mitochondrion; cytosol. Lineage: Eukaryota; Metazoa; Chordata; Aves; Psittaciformes; Psittacidae. The record is from RefSeq and is a predicted model, not a curated record. Gene Ontology annotation, biological process: glycolytic process; intracellular glucose homeostasis; glucose 6-phosphate metabolic process.